GUCAUUCAUCCGCAGGCUUUGAGAUCUGCGUGGGGGGAGCUCUUGAAGCAGCCCCAGCAGGAAGGGUGAUACAGAAUGGCGUGGUCCAGGCUGAUGCUGGCAGCUUGCCUCCUUGUGAUCCCCUCUGAGGUUGCAGCGGACUGCCUGUCCUUGUGUUCCCUGUGUGCAGUGAGGACGCAGGACGGGCCCCAUCCCAUCAACCCCCUGAUUUGCUCCCUGGAGUGCCAGGACCUGGUGCCGCCCUCGGAGGAGUGGGAGACAUGCCGGGGCUUUUGGUCUUUUCUCACCCUGACUGCCUCUGGGCUCCGUGGCAAGGAUGACUUGGAGAAUGAGGUUGCUUUGGAAGAAGGCUACACGGCACUGACCAAGCUCUUGGAGCCGCUCCUGAAGGAGCUGGAGAAAGGCCAACUCCUUACCAGCGUCUCAGAGGAAAAGCUCAGGGGUCUCUCCGGCAGGUUUGGCAAUGGAAGAGAAUCUGAGCUGCUGGGCACUGACCUGAUGAAUGAUGAAGCCGCACCGGCUGGCACUCUCCAUUUCAAUCAGGAGGACUUGAGAAAACAGGCCAAACGCUAUGGCGGCUUUUUGCGCAAAUACCCCAAGAGGAGCUCCGAGAUGGCUGGGGACGAGGACGGGGGCCAGGAUGGGGAUCCGGUAGGGCAUGAGGACCUGUACAAACGCUAUGGGGGCUUCCUGCGGCGCAUUCGCCCCAAGCUUAAGUGGGACAACCAGAAACGCUAUGGUGGUUUUCUGCGGCGUCAGUUCAAGGUGGUGACUCGGUCCCAGGAGAACCCCAAUACCUAUUCCGAAGAUUUAGAUGUUUGAUGGAUAACACUUCCCCUCCAUGGAGUUGGGUCUGCCGGCUUCCUGCUUCAUCCUCCUCUGCUUAUUCCUUCGCUUGCUCCGUUCAGCAUUCCCAUGAAAACAUCUAGACCCAGCCCACGCCCUGUUCCGCCUAGGAGUGGAGUGUUCGUUUGCGGGCAGUGGUGGGGAAGAGUGGGGAUCCCCUGCUAAUCCAUCCAGUGUCCGGCUCAAACCCCUAGACCUCUAAACUACCACUACCAAGGGUAGCUCUUUGACAUCAGCCCAACCGAUCUAUCCCUGUGACCCCUUCCCACCCUAGAAUCCAGAGAACCUUGUUCUUUGUACCUAUAGGUCUGUGGUCUCCAAACUUCACUGAUCACGUGUUCCUCUUGGAAGAAAAAUGAGCACUCCCUGUUAGUAUUGCAUGCGAACCGUGAGGCAUUCAGUGUAGAAACAUAAAACAAGAUAUGCGCAAAAUACAUGCAAAUGAAGAUCCUAACUGCAUUUUCAGCCAUACAGGCUCGUCUUGUACACACUGCUCUGGAAAGCCACAGGCUAAAUGAAAAGCCUUUUCAGGGACAGGGAUUAUAACCCUAGAGAGGCCAGGCCUCUAGCAUGCUAAUUGUACGAGCGUCCAGAGUUCUCAUGGUUUCCAAGGUGUCUUGGAAAAGCCCAGCUCCUAGACCCUGGCGAGGGCGGUGCCUUUCCCAAGAGUGACACCCCCUGCUCACGAGGAAAAGCCAUUCCUCUGAAGACUGAAGUGAUAAGGGGGGGGGGGCAAAGCAAACUAAUUUGUUCUGUACAACAAAUUCAGAAUUUGGGCCAGUUCCCACAGCCCUCAUUAAAAAAGAUCAGUUUCACACUUCUAGCCCACGAGGAACUGAAUCGUAGUGGAGCUGAUGCAGCUGAGCGCAGCUGUGCUCCUCAGUAGUUGACUUGGCUGCGGGAGCCAGAGCCAUUUGGCUGAGCCAUUUGGCCCGGCAUAUGCACUGGCACUGGGAAGGGGGAUCCAGAAGCAGUAGCUGAAGGAGAGACUGUUCCCCCUCGGUAUUACAGUGAGCCUCGUUCUCCAUGUCUCCAAAUAAAAGCAGAGAAAGAGGAUCAAGUGGGUUCGCUGGAUUCAAAUAACCCAGAAUCAGAGGCCAGGUCCUCUUUGGUUUCCUCUCCCCAUCAGAUAUUUAGAUUGGUAGGUUAAGGAGAUGGGGCUGGACGGGAGAGAAAGCAGUCUGGAUUUGCAUAUUUGGUAGGAAGCAGACUGGAUUUGCAUCUUUGCAUAAGAUAGCUUGAGUGUCCCUCUCCACACACAGUCCACAGCCUGUAGAGCUCUUCAUGUGUUCUGAAAUGUGUAGAUUGUUUUAUGGUGACUUGUACGCUGCUUAAAAAAAAAAUCACAUUUAUCCAAAUUACUUGGAACAUGUGAGUCCUUAAUAGGUCUGUGUAGUUUCCUGCUUCUCUGGUACAAUAAAUAAAGUUAUGCAGAUGGC
Messenger RNA from Rattus rattus (black rat), 2285 nucleotides. It is a transcript of the gene Pdyn, whose product is annotated as prodynorphin. The record is from RefSeq and is a predicted model, not a curated record. The transcript has 3 exons. NCBI's taxonomy places the organism in Eukaryota, Metazoa, Chordata, Mammalia, Rodentia, Muridae. The coding region runs from base 76 to 822 and encodes 248 amino acids. Gene Ontology annotation, biological process: chemical synaptic transmission; neuropeptide signaling pathway; sensory perception. Gene Ontology annotation, molecular function: opioid receptor binding. Gene Ontology annotation, cellular component: plasma membrane; axon terminus; dendrite.